AUGAGUUUUCGAGAAAAAGUACGAAAGGUGUUUCAAAGACACAAAUCCAAGGAUUCCGAGACAGGAAUCAAAAUCGUAUACUACCGACGCAGCGAGAUUCCACCGUCAAAAUUCAAGGGACCGUUCGACAAGGAGCAUCAGAAAAGACUGGCAGCAUGGUCGUUCCGGGAAGCCCAGGCAGAUCGUCCACGUUCCCUCGACUUAUCUCUCUCGCCUUGCACAACCUUGCCGGACUACCUAAGACCUCGGGAGAUUGCCGACGCGGCUCCAGACCAGGUUCAGGCCACCGAGACCCGGAUAGCGGGGAUCGCGGUGUCUAACGGAGUGUCUCCGACGGCCUAUCACGACGAAUUUAUCCAAGAUCGACAAGGAACUACAGGAUCCUUGUCUUCCACCACUGCCGUCGACCCUGAGAGCUUUAGCGACUCAACAAUGACGCUGUUCCUUGACCCUCUUGAGGACGAGACCGUGAUCAAGAUCAAAGAGUCAGUCCGGACAACAUCGCCGAUUGUACGAGCCAUAUCGCCACCGCCUCUUCCUCUCAAGGGAGCCUCCAUGCCUUUUGCACCCGAAGAUUUAACACGAGCGUUGAACGCUGUGCAGAUCUAUUCAUAA
Molecule: messenger RNA, 615 nt
Organism: Aspergillus calidoustus
Lineage: Eukaryota; Fungi; Ascomycota; Eurotiomycetes; Eurotiales; Aspergillaceae
Source: the annotation of a GenBank genome assembly